UUGCGACUUUGUAUUGUUGAGUGUCCAUUCAUUAUGAUGGCAACAGAGAAAGUGCUUCACAUGAAGGGUGGUGAUGGAGAAACCAGCUAUACCAACAACUCCUUGCUUCAGUUUGGUGCAGAGAAAAGUGGCAAGCAUGGUGAAACCUAUACUUGAAGAUACUGUAAAACAAUUGACGUCAAACUUUAGUUCAGAAAGGUGUUGGAAAGUAGCAGAUUUGGGAUGCUCUUCGGGGCCAAAUUCACUCUUCUUUGUGUCAGACAUGUUAAGUAUCAUGGAUAAGGCUAGCUUCAGCUUAAACCAGGGUACGCCACGUGCAUUGCAAAUUUACAUGAAUGAUCUAUUUGGAAAUGAUUUCAACACCAUCUUCAAGUUGAUCCCUGACUUCUUCCAAAGAAUCCAUGAAGAAAAAAACGACAAACAUGUACGAUGUUUUAUUCAUGCAACACCAGGAAGCUUCUAUGGAAGGCUUUUUUCUGAUGAUUACAUUCACUUCUUUCAUUCCUCCUACUGUCUCCAUUGGCUAUCUCAGGCACCAACUUCGACCGACAUAGCUGAACCACUCAACAAGGGUAAUGUUUAUAUAACAAAUGAAAGGCGUCCUUCAGUCUAUGAAGCAUACAUGAAGCAAUUUGAAAAGGAUUUCAAACUUUUUCUUAAAUCACGUUCAGAGGAACUAAGAUCGGGUGGUAUCAUGUUACUUACGUUCAUUGGUAGAGAAAAAUCUCAAAACAUGACUAGUCCAUGGGGGAUAAUUGGUAUGGUACUCAACGACAUGGUCCAAGAGGGUCUGGUUGAAGAGGCAAAAUUGGACUUUUUUGACCUUCCUAUUUACGGUCCAACUCCUGAAGAAGUUAGACAAGUGAUUGAAGAAGAAGGAUCUUUUAGCCUUAAGACAUUGGAGAUUGUUAAAAUAGGUUGGGAUGGAAACCUUCAAGAGGAUGUGGAUGAUGCUAUAGUUGAUAGCAAAACAAGAGCACUGAUUGUAGCUAAGUCAAUAAGAGCAGUUUUUGAGCCUCUUUUAUCAGCCAAGUUUGGUGAAGUUAUCAUGGAUGAAUUCUUUUUCAGAUUUGCAGUCAUAGUUGCCCAACUCAUUGAUACUAAGUUCGAGUCGUUAGAGUAUACCAAUCUCAUAGUGUCUAUGACCAAAGAUUCUUAGAAGAUGUUUCGGCUUUGUCAUGUAUGAUCGAAUCUAAGUACAUUCAUGAUUUGGUAACGUGGUCAUAGAAAAUUUAAGUCCGAGACUAAGUUCUACAUUCAUUAAAAAUAAGAAAAUAGAAUACCCACUAGAAGAAUGUAGAAUGAAAUACACUUUAAAGAAACACUAUCAUAAUUA
Molecule: messenger RNA, 1336 nt
Organism: Vigna unguiculata (cowpea)
Lineage: Eukaryota; Viridiplantae; Streptophyta; Magnoliopsida; Fabales; Fabaceae
Product: S-adenosyl-methionine 4-1-methyl-2-pyrrolidinyl-3-oxobutanic acid methyltransferase-like
Molecular function (GO): methyltransferase activity
Source: RefSeq, a predicted model, not a curated record